AUGACAGGAAGAGGCCGAGCUCUGGCAGAUAGUAUGAAACCUAAGAAAGUGGACGUGCUAUGUGUGCAGGAAACAAGAUGGAAGGGGAACAAGGCGAAAGAAUUAGGCGAAGGGUACAAGUUGAUAUAUGGAGGAGCAAAUGGAGAAGGAAGAAAUGGAAUUGGAAUUAUUUUAUCACGUGCCAUGAAAGAUUUAGUGACGAAAGUGAACAGAGAGAGUGACAGAAUCAUGUGGAUACGAUUAGCCCUUGAAGAUUUCUCAAUGAAUAUAUUUAGUGUGUAUGCACCACAAGAGGAGGCACUGAUAAUGAAAAAGAACAGUUUUGGGCGCACUACAAGACCUGAAAAAAAGUUGAUGAGUGUGAAAGAUGCAUAUUGGAGCUGUCUUGCAGAAGCAGAAAAAGGAAAAAUUACAACUCAAAGAAGGAUAAAAUGGUUUAAACUGAAGGAAAAUGAUUUCCAACAAGAGUUCAAAGACGAAUUCUAA
Molecule: messenger RNA, 486 nt
Organism: Penaeus monodon (black tiger shrimp)
Lineage: Eukaryota; Metazoa; Arthropoda; Malacostraca; Decapoda; Penaeidae
Exons: 2
Coding region: 1-486 (161 amino acids)
Source: RefSeq, a predicted model, not a curated record